Molecule: messenger RNA, 405 nt
Organism: Striga asiatica
Lineage: Eukaryota; Viridiplantae; Streptophyta; Magnoliopsida; Lamiales; Orobanchaceae
Source: the annotation of a GenBank genome assembly
AUGUGGCGUGCCUCGAUUUCCAAUUGCCUGAAAAGGCGUGCAGAUAAACUUUCAUUGGAUGACAGAAUAGCUGCUUCAUCUUCGUCUGCGAUCGAGAAUAAUGAUCUGGCCUUGGCUAGGAUAUGGCGAGGUCAGGAAGGUGUCCAAUAUAGUGCUGAGGUAGAACAAUCAUCAUCGACCCCAGCCAGCUAUUGGGGUCGGCCUCAUCAGAGUUGGCCUACUCAAUCCUAUUUAGAGAUUGGGAACAUCGCCAGCAUGAUCAUCGAGGUUGACAUUCUCAAGAUGAAGAACAAAUUUCUGCUUCCGUGGAGCGUGAGGAUAUUGUACUACAUUAUUUCUGUAGCUGGGAUUCGUAAAUUGAAGAAGCUGAGGUGGAGGCAGUUAGUGGCGCUAAUCGGAUGCUGA